Molecule: messenger RNA, 972 nt
Organism: Vigna angularis (adzuki bean)
Lineage: Eukaryota; Viridiplantae; Streptophyta; Magnoliopsida; Fabales; Fabaceae
Product: transcriptional regulator TAC1
Exons: 1
Coding region: 207-722 (171 amino acids)
Source: RefSeq, a predicted model, not a curated record
AUAUUCAGGAAGUUACAUUCUCACUACAUGGCAGUUUCAUAAAAUAAUAAUUACAUGAAAGCAGGCCUUUCUAUGAGCCACAUACAUUCAACUUCAACAUAUAAAACCACCGUUAUCUGCUUUUGUUGACCAUCUCUUUUCCUAUCUACACACUAUACUUGGUAUUUUUCAUUCUUUCAUAUUUCUUCAAAGUUGAAACUGAUCAAAUGGAAUCUGAUCAUGAUCAGCAAGCAGCAAUAUCUGAAAAUCCCUCUGAUGGGGAGGACCAAGGCGCAACUCACGUGACAUCCAGGUCCUACGAAUGCAACUUCUGCAGGAGGGGCUUCUCCAAUGCACAAGCACUGGGGGGGCACAUGAACAUCCACAGAAAAGACAAAGCCAAGCUCAAGCAACAACAAUCUUCAAAUCAACCAUCUUUGGACAAGGUUAUCCCUCCACAGGAUCAGACCAAGUCUGGUGAAGAACGGAACACGCCAAAAUGGAAUUGGAAUGUGUCUCAAGAAGAACAUGCCUCCUCUAGAGCAUCUCACACAAGGCAACAGCUUCCACUCUUUGAAGAAUCACCAACCAGCAGUGAAACACUGAAGCCACAAGGUCAAAAUACCACUGAUGGAGCUUUGUUAUCUACCCGAGAUUCAUCGUUGAAGUUAGACCUUGAACUCAGACUCGGACUUGAACCACAGGAUUCGUCACCAGAAACGGGUACAAGAAAUUUUUUUUGAGUUCGAUCCUCCUCACGCUAUUGUCUGAAGAUGUCCACGAACCCUUUUUUUUCUUGGUGAAAAGAGCUCAUAACCUGUUUGAUUUUGUUCUCGCGAGUUUACCCUUUGAAUUAAUUUUUACCAUUGCUUGUAUUUUAUACAUGGUUGUAAAAUUUACUACUUUUAUACAACAUUUUCUGUUUUUCUGCAAAAUAUGUAUAUGAUAUUACUGCUUUGUUCUUGAACUGAAUUCAUUGCACCACAUUCCAGA